UAGGUUUUUAUAUUGGAGCAUACGACUAUAAUCCUUCUCUUUUUCCCCCAAAACCCUUCCUCCGACUCCCCUCCAAGAACGUAACGAAAGCUUCACUUCUUCUCCAGACCUUAAACAAUGAGCAAGAAGAGGCUCAGAGAAUCCAAAAUCAAACCCCAAACAGCCCUUCUUGACGCAACACAAGGCACUUCUUUAAUAAAGCAUUUAGCUUCAUGCAACGCUUCCAUAAGGUCAAAAGCCUUCGCACAUCUCCAAACAUGGCUCGUAACUCAAACAACUCAGCUCGCCGAUGAUGAUAUGAAGAAGCUUUGGAAGGGCCUUUUCUACUGCCUUUGGCACUCCGAUAAAGCCCCUGCUCAAGCUCUGCUCAUCGACCGCAUCUGCUCUCUGGUAAAAAAUCUUGAUUUAGGUAUUUGCUUGCAUUAUUUUUCUGCUUUCUUGAUUACCCUUCGUCGCGAAUGGAAUGGUAUUGACCAUUUAAGAUUGGACAAGUUUUACUUACUUAUUAGGAAGUUUGUUGGCUCAGUGUUUGAGUUGAUGAAGAAAUGUAAGUGGGAUUUGGAGGUUAUGGGGAAGUGUGUUGAGGUUUUGGAGAAUAAUGCGUUUUUGGCGACGGAUAAGUUGUUGGGUCACGGGGUUAAUUAUCAUAUUGCUUCUGUUUUUCUUGAUGAGCUAAAAGGGUGUUGUGUCCCGAUUCAUAAUGAUGUGGUUGGUUGUUUGUUUAAGCCCUUUUUGAAUGUGAUGGGGAAGUCUGAGGAUAAAAUUAUGGUUGGGAAAGUGAAAAGUUGUGUUUUUGAGGAGUUGUUGAAGAUGGGGAGGAAGUUGUUGGAGAGGAGAAAGGAAGGUGUGGAGGAGGGGGGUGAGAGCUACGGUGAUGUGGCAUUUGGGGUUAUUGCGUUGAAAAUGGGGUUUUCGGGGAAGCUUUUUGAAGUAGGUUCGUUUGUGGAUUGUGUUCAGGGUAAUAGGAAGGUGGCUUUGAAGUUGCACGAGGAGUUCUUGAGGUUGGAGAAGGAGUUUGAAGCUUUAGGGAUUGAAAUUAGUCUGCCUGACGUCGAUGAGGUUGUUGAUGAUGGAGAAGACGUGCCUCAAUUAAUACCAAUUGAGAAUGGUUUGCGUGGUGAAACGUGUGAUUCCGAAGUGGCUAAGGAUGAGAAUGAGGAAGAAUCUGGUGAUGAGACAUUAAGGAACUGCAAGAAGGUGAAGAGAGCAGAGGAUGGAAGCGGUAAAAAGGCGAAGAAGAAAGAAAAGAAGAAAAAGGUUUCUGAGAAUGGCACUUUGGUUGAGGAAAAUGGGUCUAAUGAGCUCGAGAGUGGUAGUAAAAGGGGGAAGAAGAAAAAGAAAAAAAGUGGGCUUUCAGAUAAUUCCUCUAUUGUGGAAAAAAGCUCUAGCGGCUACAAAGAGGAGAAUAUGAUUACUGCUACUGGUGAUAGUUCCAAUUCUGAGCCGGACAUUGAGAACAAAGUGACUUUUAAUGAAGAUGUGAUUUCAAAUCUUCAAAUGCAGUUUGAAAAGGUUGCUGCUGAGGUUGGUUUAGAUGAUGAUGACAACGAUGAUGAUAAUUCAUUUCACUCACCUACAAUUUCUGUGAGAAAGAAGAGAAAGAGGGGAAAAAACACUCAGGUAGCAGAGUCUUGUAUCCCUGUCAUAAAUGGUGAAGUUCAUGAUGCUACAAAGAGUGCAGAGAAAAGUGCAAAGAAGGUUAGGUUUUCUAUGAAGAACAACCUGGUAUGGAAACCAAACAGUCCAAUGCCUCCACAAAGCUUACGGUUGCCACCAACUCUUACUCCCCGAGGUAGUGCUUUGAAAAAGGGGGUGCCGCCCGGUCCCAUAAGAGAGAUGCCACAAUGCACAAGGAAGAUGAAACAGAAAAAGAAAGGCCGCAAGAUACUGAGGACUAUCUCCCCUGCCAUGAAGCGACUGAAAAAGAUGAGAGCUAUGUCUGCUUAGUAAUGUUUAAUUUGGCAGGUGCUUGUUCAUUAAUUUCUUCUUUGUAAUCCUUUUUUGAGAUUUUCUUAAUCCCAUUUGAGACUUCAUAUGUCUUAUGCUUAGGAUUUUUGGUAGCUUUUCUUUGAUUAAACAUAAAGUUACUUAGAGAAAAUGUGUUUUAAAGUUGGUCUUGGAAUUACUCUGUUUUUAUACAUCCAUCGUGUUAUUUAA
This is a messenger RNA of Nicotiana tabacum (common tobacco), 2157 nucleotides long. RefSeq lists its product as uncharacterized. Gene Ontology annotation, cellular component: preribosome, small subunit precursor; nucleus. NCBI's taxonomy places the organism in Eukaryota, Viridiplantae, Streptophyta, Magnoliopsida, Solanales, Solanaceae. The record is from RefSeq and is a predicted model, not a curated record. Gene Ontology annotation, biological process: rRNA processing.